Molecule: messenger RNA, 1642 nt
Organism: Colias croceus (clouded yellow)
Lineage: Eukaryota; Metazoa; Arthropoda; Insecta; Lepidoptera; Pieridae
Exons: 5
Coding region: 801-1523 (240 amino acids)
Source: RefSeq, a predicted model, not a curated record
CCUAGAUUCAUAACCUUAUGUAAGAGUAGCAUUCAUCCCAUGGUCGACUUUUAAGUGGCUGGUUUUGAGGUACUUGUAAAUAAAAUAAAUAAAUUAAGUAUGACUGUCUUUAAUAUGUUUAACUAGGAAGGUAACAAAAAAAAAUUUUCACAUUCCACACACAUGAGGCCACGAUGACCCAUACACAUUUACUUUUUGCAUUGCUUGCAUUGAAACCUUGUCAUACGCCGUUUUUUAUUAUAAUCACAAUAGCCACAAACGUUUUUUUUUUUAGUACCACUUGGACCAGUACCUCUACCAUGAGUUGCCAUAGUUAAAUCGUCUGACCUAACUACAAUAGUAGACGUGAAAACGUAACCCUGAAUAAUUAACGUUAAAACGGUACCAUGAGUAUAGUCGUGCUUAUCUACAAUGUUUAUCGUUUGUACGAUAGUAACUGUAGUGAAGUAGCGUUCCGUUACUAAACAGGGUAUCUCUUUCUUUUUGCUUACUGAAGACAAGGACAAAAAAUCAUAAACCCAAAAACCAUGCAUCCAAACCAGUAAAAGGAAUUAAAAAAGUAUUCUGUUAAUUUUAUCUUAUUACACGGCAAAAUUAAAGAGUUCUCUCGAUAUAAUGAACUUGUAUUGAGUUGGGUGAAAUUUUAAUUUUAUCAGAGUUUUGUUUUGGUUCUGUUUGUCAUUUGUCAGUGAAGUGAGUGAAGUGCCAAAGAGCAUGUGAAGUGUUUUGUUUAAAGUUUUGAUAAAAGUUCGUUGACGGUAAUUUAAAAUAUUUUAUUAAUUUUUGUGUUAAUUUUUAAAAUGAGAACAAGUACAACACAGUUCGAAUUAAUGGUGUCGUAUAUGGAGAGACAUGGGGAUUUGAGCCGACCAUGUAAUGGUCCUCAAGGCAGAGUGACCAAUAAUAAUCGCUGGGCUGAGUUGGUCACUCAGCAGAAUGCCGAUGCCACUGGGGACACAAAGAACGAAGAGAAGUGGCGAAAAACAUGGAGUGAUCUGAAGAAUAACACCAAAAGAAAGGCAGCAAGAAUAAAUAAAGCUAUGAGUGGCACUGGUGGUGGGCCUGCUUUGAAAAUUAAACUCUCUGGCAUUGAAGAAAGGGUGUUGGCAAUAAUAAAUCCUCAAGCAGCUUCCGGCAUGACAGAAGUGUUAGAGGUUUUUGUGACAGAGAAUGACGGAGAAGACCCUGGCUCCUCGCCAUUAAUUCAAGUAAACGAAAGGGAAAAUGAAGACUGGAACGUGCCAGGGUCUAGCAGCCAGCCCCCUAUUUUCGAGCCAGCAAACCAGCCACCAUCACCACCUGCUACCCCACCAACGCCAAUCCAAGGCACUCCCAGAAGUCCCAGAACACCCCGCAGACGAAGACACCCACGACUACCAGUGGGUGCUUCACCUAAAAGACGAACUCCCGCCAUUUCACAAUCAGCGUUAGCAAGAGAAGCAUUUGCUAACUCUGAUCGUGAAUGGCGGGAGUUUAAUAAAGAGAAAUUUUUAAAAACUACGAAAUCGAUAAAGAACGCCUAAGACUAAGGGAAAUUGAACUACAACAGCAAGCAAGAUGGCAAGAACUGUUUGUUCAAUUUCUCUUAGUCUUAAGAGAAAUAUGUAAAAAAGAUUAAAAAAAUAAAUGAUUUUUCAGUUUC